Messenger RNA from Daldinia decipiens, 2938 nucleotides. RefSeq names its product Pkinase-domain-containing protein. The record is from RefSeq and is a predicted model, not a curated record. Gene Ontology annotation, biological process: protein phosphorylation; intracellular signal transduction. The transcript has 5 exons. Bases 580 to 2820 code for a protein of 746 amino acids. Gene Ontology annotation, molecular function: protein serine/threonine kinase activity; ATP binding. Lineage: Eukaryota; Fungi; Ascomycota; Sordariomycetes; Xylariales; Hypoxylaceae.
AUCCUCUAUAGCUCAAUCCGGUUGAGACGGCUAUCUACUCUGCGCAUGUACAGUACAUAUUAAUGAGGUCCAUACCUAACGAUUCAAUUCACUUAACUAUGGUUGCUUUUGGUCACUUUGGUCACUUUAAUCAUUCCAAGUCGCACAAAGUCCUAUCAUGUCCCCCGUAUCUUCCAUAGAUUCUUAGAUAAAAAAUUGGAUCAAAAAAUCGUUCUUGCCUCUUGCCGAACAAGUGGGCAAGUGGGCAGCGGAGAGCGGAGAGCAGCUACCUUCUACACUGACUACGUGCAACUACGUACUUUAGAACUUGCCCCACCAUGAUGGACAUAAGUCAGUUCUCCCACAAGUUUUGACAGAGAUCUUUUAGACCUUUUACAAGGUCUGGCACAUCAUAUCAUCAUCACUUAGCUUUUUUUCUUCCUUUUUCUUAUUACUUUUCUUCAUUUGAUCUACUCGCUCUCUUCCCUAUUAAUUCGCAUUACUUCUUGGGGGCCAUCCCUCGGCCCAGCUUGCUAGUAGCUCUUCAUAUCUUAGCAUUUGGAUUCUAUUGUUAUCUAGCUUCUCGGUAUCUCGAUUGCCAUGACAACCCCGAGCGAUGCUGAUGAUCGCCACCAACUGGAGCCGUCGCAAGACAGCUCCAACGAUGUAUCCGAACGUACCGAUGCCAUCGCAAAGCCCCCAGAGCGCGCAUCGGUACGCUUCUCAUCGAUAGUUGACGAAAUCGAUCCUCCAGUCUCGACCUUCGGUAGUCCGGAAGCCCGAAGGGAGAGCUCUGCUAAUCCUGAUAUAAUACGAGCUCUGACCAAUUCUAUCCAUGGCGCCCAACUUCAAGAGCAGCGAUUGAUGAAUUAUUCGUUUGAUCCAGUCUCCCUUCCGCCUUCUAGGUAUACAUGUGGUCCCGAUAGCAAUUAUACGGUUGCGUCUAACGAGACUACUCCCGGCGCAACUCCGCAGCAUAGCCAUAGCCCCAUGGGCCAUCCGUCGCCCCGAUUGAGCCCCAAAGCUCCCGAGUUGGUAUCACCGCCACUUACGCCUGCUGGGACUUCCGCGGCGGAAUCUUCCACGCGGAACGCAAAAUCCGUUCGAAUUGCCAGUUCCGAUGGCGGGUACGAUUCCCAGGCGAUAACACCACAAGCAUCGGGACAAGAUUCGAGACCAGUUUCGCCUCGAAUGGGUCUCCCGCACCGACCUGCUUCCACCGACAACAUAUCCCAACGGUCGACUGCUGUAGACGAGCACGAUGGCGGUAUGCGCUCGCAUCGAAAGGGGAUUUUUAGCAUCGGGCCCGGAGGCCAAUCUCUACCUGUGUCCAGGGAAUCGAGUCCCUCGAGAAAUGCCGCAUCUCAGUAUUAUUCGCGACCAUUUACUCCUCAAGGGGAUAUCAAUGAUCCGUAUGCUGCAAGUAAACGACCGAUGCAGAACAAAGCAGGUGGCAACAUUGACCAGCGAUUUGUUUUCUCUAGGAAGAAGAAACUUGGCUCUCCUUCUUCUUCAUCAACAAACCUAACGAGGACAGAUAAGCAAGAAAAAAGACACUCUGGACUUUUCGCAAAUAAAAACAAGUCCACUGAUCUUCAUCCGACAGGAUCUGGUUCAACAACACAUAGUGCACACGGAUCUAUGUCUGAUCUGAAGCGGUUUUUUAAAGUGGGUAUCAAUCACAAGCCCAAGAAGCCCGCAUCACCAUCUCCUUUGGGGUCUAAGCCAGCCUACCAGGUCCCAUUUGCUGAUGAUCAUGGCCUCUCAUCCAAGUAUGGGAAGCUGGGCCGAGUGCUUGGGUCUGGCGCUGGAGGCUCGGUCAAACUUAUGAAGAGAACCGAAGACAAUACCGUAUUUGCGGUGAAAGAAUUUCGCCCUCGGCAUUCGUACGAAACUGAAAAGGAAUAUGUCAAGAAAUUGACAGCCGAAUUCUGUAUCGGAUCUGCUUUACAUCACGGCAACAUUAUUGAGACGCUUGACAUUGUCCAAGAGAAGGGGAAAUGGUACGAAGUCAUGGAAUACGCUCCAUUCGAUCUUUUUGCCAUUGUUAUGACCGGAAAGAUGUCUAAGGCAGAAAUAACAUGCUGUUUUCUACAAAUACUGAGUGGAGUAACCUAUCUUCACAGUUCCGGUCUCGCCCAUCGGGAUUUGAAACUGGACAAUGUUGUCGUUAGCCAGCAUGGCAUCAUGAAAAUUAUUGAUUUUGGUAGUGCUCAUGUUUUCAGAUAUCCUUUUGAGACCGAAAUCGUCCUUGCUUCUGGUGUUGUUGGGUCGGAUCCCUACCUUGCUCCAGAAGUUUACGAUGAGCGCAAGUACGACCCUCAGGCGGUGGAUAUCUGGUCCCUUGCAAUCAUCUUCUGCUGCAUGUCACUUAGAAGAUUCCCCUGGAAGGUCCCGCGCUUGUCGGAUAAUUCGUAUAAGCUUUUUGCAGCAGAUCCGACUCCCGGCCACGAUCCCAAGAAACUAAUCCUUCCUUCGAGAUCCACGAACGAUCUCUCGAAUAUCCCACAACGUGAUAUUUUUGCGGAAGACGAUGCGAGGCAGCAAAGCUCCAAGGCGAGCGAGCCCUCUACUCCUAGUAGCAACGGCACUAGCACCCAGGAAAAGAAAGAGGUCAUAAAGGGACCGUGGCGUCUGUUGAGGCUACUUCCUAGGGAGAGCAGACACAUCAUUGGGAGGAUGUUGACGAUCGAUCCCAAAAAUCGCGCUCAAAUGCCUGAGAUACUCGAUGAACCUUGGGUUUCAGAUACGGUUAUCUGCAGGCAGGUUGACCAUGGACAAGUCAUUCAUGCGGACGACCAUACACAUGUCCUUGAGCCGCCGGCACCACCAAGUAAGUAGAAACGCCGGGGGGUGUUUCGGCGGACGAUUAAGCGGACGAUUAAGCGCAUUUUGCGAUAUUUUUGGCGUAGGAGGGAACAGUAAGUUCCCAAAAGCGGCGUUUACGGGGUCAUAUAGC